AUGGUACCUAACCAUGAUCUAAAAAAUCCAUUUGUUGAUACUAUACAGCAUUAUGAUAAUACAGAGUAUGUUUCUUCUAUAAAAGAAGAUGUUAAAGAGAGUGUAUGUAAUGAAGAAGAGGAAGAUGAAGGUGAAACAAUGAGUGAUAGUGAUAGCACAGAUACUAUUUGGGGUAAAAAAUCAAAAAAGAAAUUAAAGAAAAAAUCUAAAGUAACCAAUAAAAAAAGAGGUAGAAAGAGCAAUUCUAAGAGUUCACAAGAGACAACAAAUUCACAAUUGAAAAGAGGUGUUUGGUCCAAAGAAGAAGACAAGCGAUUGACAAAUCUAGUUUCUGAGUUUGGAGCUAAAAACUGGGGAUUUAUAGCUGAAAAGAUGGAAACAAGGGUUGGAAAGCAAUGUAGAGAAAGAUGGUUCAAUCAAUUAGAUCCUUCUUUAAAUAGAAAUCCAUUUACAAUUGAAGAAAAAAAUUUUAUAAUUCAAGCUCAAAAGGAACUUGGUAAUUCUUGGUCUAAAAUUGCUAAAAGAAUGCCUGGUAGAACUCAGAAUGCUAUAAAAAACUUCUUUAAUUCUUUGAACAAAACAAAUAAAAGACAGGUUAAAUAA
Molecule: messenger RNA, 603 nt
Organism: Hepatospora eriocheir
Lineage: Eukaryota; Fungi; Microsporidia; Hepatosporidae
Source: the annotation of a GenBank genome assembly